Chaetomium globosum CBS 148.51 is the source of this 753-nucleotide messenger RNA. RefSeq lists its product as uncharacterized. Gene Ontology annotation, molecular function: RNA binding. The coding region runs from base 1 to 753 and encodes 250 amino acids. Lineage: Eukaryota; Fungi; Ascomycota; Sordariomycetes; Sordariales; Chaetomiaceae. The record is from RefSeq and is a predicted model, not a curated record. The transcript is spliced from 5 exons.
AUGAAUUCUGCCGGCCCAACCGACAUCUGCCUUUUCUACCCAACCAAGCCAAACUAUCGCCGUCAUCUCCGCGCCAGCGAUCACGAUCGCCAACAGCCGGAAUCAAUUGCCCCAACCAACCGCUUUGCUCCCCAUCGUUCAGCCAUCCAUUCACUUCCACCCGAAGACGAACACAAGAUGAGCUCACCUAGAGACGAGGAGAAGCCGCACGAUGAAACGCGCGAUCACGCCAAUGGCGACAACGACGAGGAAGAGAUAUCGGCGAUGAAGUUGCGUGUCGCCGAGAUGGAAGCCGAAGCGGCCAAGCUCCGGGAGAUGCAGGCGUCGCUCGACCAGGCGCGCCAGGACCUAAGCGAGGACAAGGAGGAUAUCGACAAUCGGAGUAUAUUCGUCGGCAACGUCGACUACUCCACGUCGCCCGAAGAGCUCCAGGCGCACUUCCAGAGUUGCGGGUCUAUCAACCGCGUCACCAUUUUGCUUGAUAAGUUUACCGGCCAGCCGAAAGGGUACGCAUAUGUAGAGUUUAGCGAACCCAACCUUGUCGCCCAGGCUCUUGUUCUCAAUGACAGUGUCUUUAAGGGAAGGAACAUCAAGGUGGAACCAAAACGGACGAAUAUCCCAGGCAUGUCGCGUGGACGUGGUAGAGGUGGGUUCCGCGGCGGCCGUGGUUCUUUUGGUAGGGGCGGUGGCUACACGAGAGGAGGAUACCGCGGAGGGUACCGGGGCCGCGGCCGCGGAUUUACGCCGUAUUGA